Salvelinus fontinalis (brook trout) is the source of this 1652-nucleotide messenger RNA. RefSeq names its product TRIO and F-actin-binding protein-like. The record is from RefSeq and is a predicted model, not a curated record. Gene Ontology annotation, biological process: actin filament organization; positive regulation of substrate adhesion-dependent cell spreading. Bases 32 to 1552 code for a protein of 506 amino acids. Lineage: Eukaryota; Metazoa; Chordata; Actinopteri; Salmoniformes; Salmonidae. Gene Ontology annotation, cellular component: actin cytoskeleton. The transcript is spliced from 9 exons. Gene Ontology annotation, molecular function: actin filament binding.
GUCAGAUGACCUGGAUGGAGAGAUAGACCUGAUGUCCUGUAUGAACGUCCAAGACUUUGACGUGGAGAAGAACUAUGGAUUCCAGAUACAUACAAAGAAAGCAGUGUUCACUCUGUCAGCCUCGACCUCCAGGAUCAGGAGGAAGUGGGUUAAUGUGCUGAGACGGACUAUCCAACCCAGACACUCUUCAGACAUCACACCACGGUCAGACAGUGAAAGAGAAAACGCUCAGCCUGUGACGUCUCGCCAGCCUCCCUCUGUGCUCACCUGUGAAGACUCCGACCCUCAAACCACUAACUCCACCUCCAACCUUUGUCAAAUGGACUCUUUGGCCCCGGAUCUAGAUGACACCUCCCCCAACAUGUCAUCAGACAGUCAGAGAGAGGCAGGAGAGGGCUGGGACAGAGAGCAAGCCAAGCGAUUGGAGGAGAGGAACAGAUGGUUUGAGGAGGGGAUCCCCUUCAGAGAGAUGGGUAGCAGAUGGGACUCUCUGGAUCUGAAGAAAGCCAGCGUACCUGUACCUGUCACUCACACCAUGGACGUGGACGUCAACAAUAAGUGGGUGGAGUUCGAGAGUCUAACAUUCAGGGAGAUGAGCGCGCUGUCUCUGAUUGGUGCACAGACUAAUCAGACCAAUCAGACGAUUCCUAAUCAGACGAUUCAGACGAACAUUGCAACGGCCCUACAGAGGGAGGCGCUAUCACUCAGGCAGCAGGUGGAGUGUCUGCGUAAGGAGCGUGUGGAGAUGGGGAUGGAGGUGGAGGUGGACAGUCUGUGUGGACCCUGGGCCCCCUGCGGCCAGCGUCUGGAGGCCAUGGAGGCGACCCACCGCAGGGCCCUGAUGGAGCUCCAGGAGAGCCAAGCCAGCGAGGUCCAAGAGCUGCAGAGACAGAGAGAGAGACUGCUGCAGGAGGAGAGCCAGGCCACGGCACAAGCAGUUGAGGCCCUGAAGGAGGCUCACAGGGAGGAGCUGGAGAGGGAGGUGGAGAAAGCCAGAAGGAUGACUGAAGGGGGUGGCCAUAUGGAUACUACAUACAGAGGACAGACGCCCCAGGCGAUUGCCCUCCACAGUGAGUUGGACGUUCUGUCAGAGAGAUAUUCCCAGAAGUGCCUGGAGCUGAACCGGGCCGAGCAGAGAGGAGUUAGGGAAACAGAGCUGAGCUGGAAGGACAGAGAGAUGGAACAGCUCCGCAGAGAGAACCAGGAACUGCAGGCUCGUCUGACUGAGGAGAUCAGCCGCAUGCGCCACUUCAUCACAGGUCAGAGGUCAGGAAAUGUCUCCCCUGGCAACUGUGAGCGCAGUCCCUCGGAAUUGGAAAUGCUGCUACGAGCAAAGGAGAUUGAGGCCGAGUACCUACAAAAAGAGAUUGGCUGUCUAAGGAAUGAAGUGCAGUCUCUAACUAAGGAGAAGCAGAGUUUGUGUGACCGCUUCAAGGAGGGGUAUGUGGAGCUGAUUGGGAUGAAGGGUCGCAGUGAGCUGGAGAUCAGGGAACUCAGGGAGCACCUCAGACUGGCUAAUGCAGCGCUGCAUGAGGGGAGAAGAGACACCUGAGACUGGCCAACGCAGCACUGCAGGAAGGGGGGAGACACCUCAGACUGGCUAAUGCAGCGCUGCAGGAGGGGAGACAAGACACCUGAGACUGGCCAACGCA